Molecule: messenger RNA, 2280 nt
Organism: Canis lupus familiaris (dog)
Lineage: Eukaryota; Metazoa; Chordata; Mammalia; Carnivora; Canidae
Gene: SLC46A2
Product: solute carrier family 46 member 2
Biological process (GO): transmembrane transport
Cellular component (GO): membrane
Molecular function (GO): transmembrane transporter activity
Source: RefSeq, marked validated
CCCGUCCCCGCGCGCACCGGGGCGCACGGCGCACACUCGCGCUCCGGGACCGAGUCCCGGCCCGUCACCCCGCAUGGGCCCCGAGGCCGCCGGCCCGGGGAGGGGCGCCGCGCCUCGCCUGCAGGUGAGGACCUGGAUCGAGCCCGUGGUGGCCGCCACGCAGGUGGCCUCCUCCCUGUACGAGGCGGGGCUGCUCCUCGUGGUGAAGGCGUCCUUCGGGGCCGGGGCCGGGGCCGGGGCCGGCGCGGCCUCCAACCACAGCGCCGGCCCGCCGCGGGGCGCCCCGGAGGACCAGCAGCAGCGGGCCAUCUCCAACUUCUACAUCGUCUACAACCUGGUGGUGGGCCUGACGCCGCUGCUGUCGGCCUACGCGCUGGGCUGGCUCAGCGACCGGCGCCACCGCAAGGUCGCCAUCUGCGUGGCCCUGCUGGGCUUCCUGCUGUCGCGCGUCGGGCUGCUGCUCAAGGUGCUGCUGGACUGGCCCGUGGAGGUGCUGUACGGGGCGGCGGCGCUGAACGGGCUGUGCGGCGGCUUCUCGGCCUUCUGGGCCGGCGUCAUGGCCCUGGGCUCCCUGGGCUCGUCCGAGGGCCGCCGCUCCGUGCGCCUGGUCCUCAUCGACCUCAUCCUGGGCCUGGCGGGCUUCUGCGGGAGCAUGGCCUCGGGGCACCUCUUCAAGCAGGUGGCUGGGCACUCGGGCCAGGGCCUGGUGCUCACGGCCUGCAGCGUCAGCUGUGCCACUUUCGCGCUCCUCUACAGCCUCUUGGUCCUGAAGGUCCCCGAGGCGGCGGCCGGCUCCGGCCAGGCACUCUCCGCGGGCGACUCGGUGGCCGGCACGGUUGGCACCUAUCGUACCCUGGAUCCUGACCACUCAGACAAGCAGAGCGUGCAGGGGCUGCACCCCCCAUCUCCCGGGAAAGCCAAGCCCCGGAGAACGAUCAUCGCCCUGCUCUUUCUGGGUGCCAUCGUAUAUGACCUGGCAGUAGUGGGCACAGUGGACGUGAUGCCCCUUUUCGUGCUAAGGGAGCCUCUCAGUUGGAACCAAGUGCAGGUGGGCUAUGGCAUGGCUGCAGGGUACACCAUCUUCAUCACCAGCUUCCUGGGCGUCCUGGUCUUCUCCCGCUGCUUCCAGGACACCACCAUGAUCAUGAUCGGUAUGGUCUCUUUUGGGUCAGGAGCCCUCCUCUUGGCUUUUGUGAAAGAGACAUACAUGUUCUACAUUGCUCGAGCCGUCAUGCUGUUCGCUCUCAUCCCUAUCACAACCAUCCGGUCAGCAAUGUCCAAACUCAUAAAGGGCUCCUCUUAUGGAAAGGUGUUCGUCAUCCUGCAGCUGUCCCUGACUCUGACGGGGGUGGUGACAUCCACGGUGUACAACAAGAUCUAUCAGGUCACCAUGGAAAAGUUCAUCGGCACCUGUUUUGCUCUCUCCUCCUUCCUCUCCUUCCUGGCAAUCAUCCCAAUUGGCAUCGUGGCCUACAAACAAGCCUCGUGGUUGCAAUAUGGAGACGUCAGGGAGACGUGAAGGUUCUGGCCUACAGGAGCUGCGAACACCAGCAACGGUGGAGCCCCUUUGAAGGCAAAGGAAGGGACUGGGUGCUGGCGACCGGAGCCACCCACGGCCCCCCGAAGCCCCAAGUUCCAGCCAGAGUUGGCCUCGGAAUGACCUGCUCUGGCUCAGGGCUCCCUGGUGGGUGGGGAACAGCACUUUCUUGGUGAUAGAAGAAUUUUCUCAGCUUUUGGAUGUCCCUACUAGACAGAGGUUGGGUUCUGGGGACAGUAAAGUAUGGCCUUUCAGGGGUUAUACACCAGCUGCAUACACAGUCAUGCCAGACACACAAAGGGCUUCAGACGGCAGCCCCCUUUCUUGCGGGAGUUGUCCCCAGGGCUCCAAGACACGACUAGUCAUCUGGGUGCUGCGCUGGGAGCCCCACAAUGAAAACUCAAACCAAAGCACACAUUUUCAACAGCCUAAGGGGAACCCAGAGGGGGUGUUUUAUAAGAACUCCCAAUGUUUUGGAAGAUUUUGGGGCUCGGGCUCUUGGAUUCAGGGUACUUUUAUUGCUCUUGUUACUGUUGCUUAUAAGAGGCAAAUAUCAAAAGACUUUCUUCAGUGGAAUAAAUAUUGAGUAUUUUCAGCCAAUGAUACUUUCAAAGUGGGUGGUGUGAAAGGAGAGAGGAGAUAUGCCAAGAGCCAUUUUAUUUGGAGGUCCCUAUUUUUAUAGCCUAUUUUACUUACAUCUAGAAAAGCAGACUCACUUCCAAAUAAAAUCGACAUUUAUUGUA